This is a messenger RNA of Polypterus senegalus (gray bichir), 2348 nucleotides long. RefSeq names its product lipoyl(octanoyl) transferase 2 (gene lipt2). Gene Ontology annotation, biological process: protein lipoylation. Gene Ontology annotation, molecular function: lipoyl(octanoyl) transferase activity. The transcript has 2 exons. Bases 483 to 1211 code for a protein of 242 amino acids. The record is from RefSeq and is a predicted model, not a curated record. Lineage: Eukaryota; Metazoa; Chordata; Cladistia; Polypteriformes; Polypteridae. Gene Ontology annotation, cellular component: mitochondrion.
AUGACGGUCACGUGAAACAAUAAACAUGGCGGCUCCACCGAGGCUUGCAUGGUAUACUUUGAAACUCUGUAGUAGUCAAAUCAACGAUAAAAUAGUUAAGGGGAUUGUUGACCAUAGUCCCUAAUCGACCAGUUACUUUAAAACAAAUUCUUUAGACGUUCGACAUUACGCAGAAAUAACGUUUGUGUUUGUAAGUGGUUAGAAUAAAUAUACUCUACCGAUAUUAAUUGAAGGCAGAAUGUAUUAAGUUCUAUACGUCGGUUAUCUUCCAUAACCGUUAUUCACAAUACAGUUAAAAAAAAACAUUGUUUUGUCUUUCUCGUUUUACUGGUGAUUAAUCUUACUUUACUAAAAUUACACGAUUUAUCCACUUUUAAAAUCUGCUUCCUGCAGUAGUUAUUCUUAACAGCGAUGUUGCAGCUAUCCAAGGCGUGGUGUUUAUUUUGUUGAGACGUUUAAGUGCAUUUUGUACAUUUUAAAAUAUGGCAUACUCAAAAUCUUUAAUUCAGAUUGUAAACCUUGGACGAAUUUCUUACGGACAUGCCUUGCAAGUCCAGCAGAAAUACAUUCGUCACCACUUGGAUAACUUGAAUGUACAACAUCGUCCAAUAAUAAACACGUUGAUUUUAUGUGAACAUCCUCCGGUUUACACCAUUGGUAUCAGAAAUGCCCCUUACCCUAUAGAAGAGGAGGAAAGACUGAAAAGUUUCGGGGCCGAGUUUUUCCGUACAAAUAGAGGUGGACUUAUAACGUUUCAUGGCCCGGGACAGUUAGUUUGCUAUCCUAUUCUGAAUCUCGCUUGCUUCAAGAAGAGCAUCAGUUGGUAUGUUUGUCAGCUGGAAAAGACUUUGAUAAACCUGUGUGGCACGUUUGGGCUGAAGGCUUCUACCUCAUCUGAUACCGGCGUGUGGGUUGACAAUAAGAAAAUAUGUGCAAUUGGUAUCCACUGUGGCAGAUAUAUUACUUCACAUGGUUUGGCAUUGAACUGUAACACAGAUAUGACAUGGUUUAAGCACAUUGUACCAUGUGGAAUUGUUAAUAAAGGAGUCACCUCAUUGUCCCAAGAACUGAAGAGAGACGUUACUGUCGUAGAAGCCAUACCACCAUUUCUUGAUGCUUUUCUGGAGGAGUUUAACUGUACUUUAUCUUUUUCAGAGGAAGUGAAAUUGAAAGGAUUGGAAGAGUCAACCAAAAGAAUUAACAAUCAGUAAUCAUCGCUUGAUAAUUUUACAGUGCCUUGCAGCAUCACCUAAUGGUUAAAAGGAAUAAAGGAAUGUAGUGUCAAGAAUAUUGUACAAUUGUAUGCAAUUUGCAGUAGAUAAGUUUAUCCUUAUAAUGUACAAUAGGGGUUUUCAUUGGUAAACAUAACUUUCCAUAAAGUAUGUUAUAAGCAGUAGUUGCUUAUUGUUAUAAGUUGCAAACCUAUAAAUGAUGUACAUUUUAAAACAAAAAGAUACUAAAAUGUUCAUUACUCAUAUCAACUUAUAACACUUUGUGCCAUAAUGUUGUCACUUAAUACUUGGUAUUCCAGUCUUGUAAGAGGGUUUGAAAAUGUUACGUUAUGUUAUUUUGUUUCCCAUAUCUGUGAACAAAGCAGUGAAACAGAGUACAUGUUUCUUUUUUUUAAUUAAUGCUGUUUUAACCUUCCCUUUUACUACUUUAUAUACCACCAUAUACAGUAUACAUAUAUAUUCAAUUUUAAUGCCAUGUACAGUUUAGGCAUACAGCAUCAAACAUGUCAUGCUGUUAGUUUUAGGGUGUGAAAACUUAAAGAAGAACUUUUAUCUGGAACGUUGCUGGUUCAAAUUCUAUCCCUUACUGCCAGAGGGGAUCCUGUUCCGUUAGGCCCUGGAGCAAGGCCCUUAACCUGAAAAUUCACAUUACUGAGAAUAUAAGAAAAUGAAAUGAAUUAAUGUACAGUUUCCUCAUAAUGUUUAUGAUUUUUGUUUUUCACAGAUUAUAGUAAACAUCUGCUCAAUUUUUGCAAAUAUGAAUGAAUUAUGAAAUAAUAUGAAACGUAUACCUUUGAUUUAAAUGAUUGUAUUUUUUUUUUAAGUAUUUGUCUUAACAAUGCUUUCCUAUGGUAUCUGUCUAUAACAGAUUAGUGUUUUUGCUUAUGAUAAUUUAUUCAUUGAUUAUUUUGUGUGAUUAUUAAAAUAAAACUUCCAAUUUUUCUUUUUCAUUUGUUGUCUUUUAGGUGAAUGCAGCGAAAAUGUUAACAUUAAGAGAACAUGUCUUACUGCAUAUUUAGUUGAUGACUUUCCUUUAAAACAGGGUUGUCAAACUCAGGGCUUGGAGGGUCUUAGUGGCUGCAGGUUUUUGCUCCAGCCACUUUCUUAAUUAGGAAU